AUGUUCGCACUCUUACUGUUUUUCCUUCGCCUAAAUUCAGUUCGAAGCUCGUUCAUCGAUUAUUCUAGACACGUGGAGAAACUUCCAAAAAAAUCCUUCAAUGCUAUUGUGGAUAUCGCCGUUGGGUUACCAACUAAAUCUUUAACAAUUGUAAGGGGAAAAUCUUUCGAUAUCAGGGACGUCGAUGAAUAUCAGAUGAUUUAUUCAUUAUGCCAAAACCAAAUACCUGUUAUCAAUAUGGACUUUUUGACAAAUGACAGUAAACUCGAGUACUUCAAAUAUCAACGGAACGGCCUGGACACAUCAGAGGAGCGAACAAGUCUAAUCCUUUGCGAACCGCAAGAAUGCGAGAUCAUAAUUACUGAGUUAACAGAAAUAAAUUUAAUCCACCGCUCGAUGCUGUAUAUUUUUUACUGGCAACACGGAUCUGUGAGCAAGAAGUUUCGAGACGGUAUGAAGGAGGCGAUGAGGGUCGCAGUCAUUACUAAUCCUAGAUGGAACGUAUAUCGUAUAUAUUACAAUCAGGCGACACCGAACAAAUUGAACCAUCUGUCGCUAGUUAACUGGUGGUCUACGAAAUUGUAUAAGAAGCCAGUGCUGCCACCUGCUGAAAAAGUGUAUGGAAAUUUUCAUGGAAGAGUAUUUCAUGUCCCCGUUUUACACGCUCCGCCUUGGCAUUUCGUUAAAUAUCAAAACAAAUCGGUGAACGUGACGGGCGGCAGGGAUGACAAACUUUUGGCUUUGCUUGCUAAUAAGCUUAACUUCAAAUAUAAAUACUACGAUCCACCAGAACGUAGCCAAGGAUCAAUGAUUUCUGGAAAUGGUACAUUUAAGGGAGUUCUUGGAUUAAUAUGGAAACGGCAAGCGGACUUCUUUCUCGGUGACGUCACUAUAACGUGGGAAAGGCUUCAAGGAAUGGAAUUCAGUUUUCUCACGCUGGCGGAUUCUGCUGCAUUUUUGACUCACGCGCCUGCGAAGCUAAGCGAAACUCUCGUCAUCAUCAGACCUUUUCAUUGGCAGGUGUGGCCUUUUGCUGGCGCAACGCUACUAGUGGUAGGUCCAGCUUUGUGGUUUGUUAUAGCAGCACCAACCUUCUGGCAACAACGAAAACAGGAUUUAGUGAAAUUGCUUGAUGAAUGCUGCUGGUUUACUACGACAUUGUUCUUAAGACAACCACCAAACAAGGAACCUUCUCGAACUCACAAGGCACGUCUAGUCUCCAUUCUCAUAUCUCUUGGAGCGACUUACGUCAUUGGUGAUAUGUACUCCGCAAAUCUUACAAGUCUGAUGGCUAGACCGGCGAAGGAACAGCCAAUAGGAACCUUGGAAGUACUAGAAGAUGCUAUGAGGAAGAAAGAUUAUGAACUGGUUGUGGAGAAACACAGCUCAUCAUUGACUAUAUUGCAGAACGGAACUGGAGUAUACGGCUCUCUCGCUAGACUGAUGAAGCGACAGAAAAUCCAGCGGGUACGGAGCAUUGAAGUGGGGGUUCGAAUGGUGCUGUCACGACGUCGCGUAGCCGUGCUGGGCGGCAGAGAGACCCUGUACUAUGACACUGAGCGAUUUGGUUCCCACAAUUUCCACCUCAGUGAGAAGCUAUACACCCGAUAUUCAGCUAUAGCUCUUCAGAUCGGCUGCCCCUACUUAGAAACCUUCAAUAAUGUGGUUAUGACACUAUUUGAGGCGGGAAUUCUCAACAAAAUUACAACCGACGAGUACAGGAACCUUCCAGAAGCAUCUAGACGUUCUCAGAAGGUCACAGAGAGUGAGAAUAAAGAAAGUAGUGACGGUGGGGAAAACGGCGUUACGUCACAGAUGCAAACCGAAUCAACUAUAGGUUUGGAACCCGUUUCACUAACAAUGUUACGCGGUGCUUUUUGCCUGCUUGGAGUUGGAUAUUUAUUAGCAGCACUAGUAUUGGGUAUUGAAGUUAGUGUCCACCGUCGCCGUAUGAUCACACCUACAUCGAUAAUUGAGAAGGCGACUCCCACACCCAGAAUGAAAAGAAUAAAGCGCCAUCUUAGAAGACAUUUCCGCGGACUUAUUCGUGUCUUUCACAGGUUCAUUGAUAAUGCUCUGGGGCCAGUGUAUUGA
Zerene cesonia (dogface butterfly) is the source of this 2094-nucleotide messenger RNA. RefSeq names its product ionotropic receptor 40a (gene Ir40a). The coding region runs from base 1 to 2094 and encodes 697 amino acids. The record is from RefSeq and is a predicted model, not a curated record. Gene Ontology annotation, cellular component: membrane. NCBI's taxonomy places the organism in Eukaryota, Metazoa, Arthropoda, Insecta, Lepidoptera, Pieridae. Gene Ontology annotation, molecular function: glutamate-gated receptor activity. The transcript is spliced from 15 exons.